This is a messenger RNA of Blepharisma stoltei, 1581 nucleotides long. Lineage: Eukaryota; Ciliophora; Heterotrichea; Heterotrichida; Blepharismidae. The record is from the annotation of a GenBank genome assembly.
AUGUCUUAUUCUAAAACUGGGAAAAAGACCCAAAGACCUCAGCCAAUCCGAAACAGAGCAGCUCCACCUUUAGAGCAAUUUCAGCUUAACGACAACUAUGAUCUACAAAGAUGAAAUGUUAUCAACAUGCAAUAUAACUCCUUAUUCAGAGAAAAGCCAGAAAACCCUAAUAAAUCCAAUCAAUCUCCAAACUCGUCUUUUUCUAAAUCUCUUGACAGAUCAGCAAAGCGCUUUGAUAAUCUUCCAAAGCCUACUUCUGAAGAACUCAAAGCAAGAUAUUAUCAUAUUCCUCAAUUGGUGGUAGAGAAUGGAGAAUUUAAUGACCUUCCUAAACCGAAAUUUAUUUUGGAAGAAGCUGAGCGAAAGGUCGCCAAAAGGACAGAAGGGAUUGACCAAAAUAGUUUACCUUAUGAGGUAUAUCUGAGAAGAAUGGUCCAAGAAAUUCAUUUAAUAAAGCUAGAAGAUAAAGAAAAUCAAUGGAAAAAUGAACUAGCCCAAGCUGAAGAAGCACUCAGAAGAGUCAAAGAAAGAAAAGACGAGCUCGAAAGCUUAGUGAAAAACAGGCAAGCCCACAAGCUUAUUGAGUCUGAAGGCAGCAAAGAGAUAUCAAAGCUGCUUGAAUUAAAAGCAAAAGUUCAAAAUGAUAUCGAAAAAAUCGAUGAAGCUAAAGGAAUCCUAAAUAGCGAAGUAGACAACUUGCAUAAAGAACUCGAAGAACUCUCAGAUCAAUUCUCUCAUAGAGAAGCCCAUUUAUCUGAUCAAAUAGAAGCUAUAAGCAAAAGAUUGACUAUGAGUGAUAAUGAAAGGAUUGAAAAUAUGGCUAAAGAAAAAACUCUUCUUUUAAGCAAGCAAAAUGAGUUAAUUUUACGAAAACAAGAAGUCUAUGAAAAAUGAGAACAAGAAAAUAAACAGCUUGUCGCGAUUUAUGAACAAACUGAAGAUAAAAAAGCAGUUAUUACUCAAGAGCUGCAAGAGCUGCAGAUGCAGAAAGACAAACUGGAAGCAGAAAGAGAAGAAUUUGAAAGAGAAAACGCGAAGUUUGAAGAAGAAAUGCAGAUUAUUACAAAUAAUCAGCACACUUUAAUUUUACAUAAUAAAUUUCAAGAAAAAGCUAAAUCUCCAGAACUUGCACAAAAAAUAACCGAAACAGUCCAAAAAGCAGCUGGGAUGAUAUUAGAAAUAAUGAAAGAAAAUAACUAUAUAAGUCCAUCUCAGAUUUCAUCAGCUCUUUAUACAGAAGACGAUAGAAAUGAAACUGCUAUUUCGAGUAAGCAAGGAAUUUUGAAAGAUAUUCUUCUACAGCUAAAGCUUAAGCAAGACUCUCGUAUGGAAGAAAUUGAUAAAAACAGCAGUGAACAAGCGUCAGUAUUAAAUUCGAGAAUUGAAGAAGAAAAAACCAGACGGUCAAGAUCUCCGUCACCCAUUUCUAGAACUCCUAAAACCCCAAUAAAUGAAGGAAAAACUACUGCGUCUUUGAGGCUUAAUAAUUUAUCUCAAAGGAUUAAUAAUUCUAUGUCAAAAAGCCUGAACUCCACAUUUAAUAUGAAGAGCAACCGAUCAAUGAUUAACCUUGAUCUCUAA